AUGGCUGGGGGCUGUUUUCUUUGUAUUUUUUUGUUUAUUUCCAUGGAUGUAUCUGAUCUAAUUGGAAACAGUCUUGCAGGUGUUCUAUCUGCAGGAAGCGCUAUUUUUGUCUGGUUCUUUGGAAUGAAGUACUGCAUCCUUGCUCCAAUGAUUAUUCUGCACUCUUUCUCAAGCUGGUACUGCAGGAAGACGCGCACCCUGCUUGUUCAAAAGGUUUUUUCUGUUUCAAAGUUGGUGUUUUCUAUUUGCACAGUUGCUGGCUUCUUCGUGGUAAGCAAUACUGUGUUCCUAUUGCUCCCAGGAUCAAGCAUGGCAGAGUCCAUCCCUUCCAACAUUGUCUACGCGCUGUACAUAUACCUCUUUCUGUACUUUGGAUACAUAGCAUACAUCCUGCACGGAUACCUCAACCCGGCUCUUGCAGAAGACGAAGAGUCUUCCGAUGUUAUCAGACAUAAUCAGCUGAAAACGCUAACUAGCGUAUAG
Molecule: messenger RNA, 483 nt
Organism: Nematocida minor
Lineage: Eukaryota; Fungi; Microsporidia
Exons: 1
Coding region: 1-483 (160 amino acids)
Source: RefSeq, a predicted model, not a curated record